GUCGCGCCAGGAGUCACCAGAGAUCCCAGGCCGGUCUGCCAGGGAAAGGGAGUAACCUGUGGCUGCGGCCCCAGCGACUCCUCCUCCUCGUCCUCCUCCACCACCCCGCCUCUUUUUCUAGCUAGGCGAAGAAAGCCGCCUCCUUCCACCUGCUCACGGCGACGCUUGUUCCUCCGGACGCGGAGAAAAGAGGAGAAGCCAGCGGCGCCUGAGGGAAGAGGACAACGCAGGACGACGACAACCCUGCUUUUUUUGUUUGUUUGUUUGUUUUCGGGAACGAGGGCCCAGGCAUGGCAGGACUCUGGGCCGACUGAAGAGGACGAGGGAAUCGCGAGCGGGAGAAGUGUGACAAGGACCGGCGGCGAAGCAGGAGGGUCCGCCUGCCUGAUCCAACGGAGGUGAAUAUCCUGGAAGCAGUAUGAGCCAAAAAGGAUCCACAGGCAGCUACUCUGGCUCUUCAAAUGGCAGCAUGGGUAAAGGAGAUGGUGCUGGCAAAAUGAGUGCAAAAGAUUUAUAUGAACAAAGGAAGAAAUACUCCAACUCAAACGUCAUAAUGCACGAAACAUCUCAAUACCAUGUCCAGCACCUGGCUACCUUCAUCAUGGAUAAAAGCGAGGCCAUCGUAACAGUGGAAGAUGCCAUCAGGAAGCUCAAACAGCUGAGCUCCAAAGAGAAGAUCUGGGCCCAAGAAAUGCUGCUGCAGGUGAAUGACAAAUCGAUUCGACUGUUGGAUUGUGGAACUCAGGAAGAGCUCGAAGACUUCCUUCUGCCAACAGUCCAGCACUGCCAGACUGUGCUGAAUCAGAUGCGAUAUCCCUCCAUCCUUCUGUUGGUGUGUCAAGACUCUGAACAACACAAACCUGACAUUCACUUCUUUAAUUGUGAUGAAGUGGAGGCAGAGAUGGUUCAUGAGGACAUAGAAAGUGCACUUGCUGACCAUAAGUUUGGAAGGAAGAUACGACCUCAGACCCUCAAGGUGAACCAAGAGAAGAUCAAACAGAGGCAAUCCAUCCUUCCCCCACCUCAAGGGCCUGCGCCCAUCCCUUUCCAGGAUGAAAACAGAGGCUUCCGAAAAAACAACCAGAAUCGUGUGGUCCCUCCGUCCCAGCCAGAGACUGAUCGACGAAGUAGUAGCUCCCAGGAAUAUGAGGAGUCUCGUGCAGCUUUAGCACAGAAGAUUGAAAAAGAAACGCAAGUACUGAAUUGCACCCUCGAUGACAUUGAGCUGUUCGUGGCCAAGCUUCAAAAAGCAGCAGAAGCAUUCAGGCAACUGAACCAAAGGAAGAAGGGAAAGAAGAACAAGAAGAAAGGGCCAGCAGAGGGAGUUCUGACUCUGCGUGCAAGACCUCCACAUGAAACCGAGUUUCUGGACUGCUUUCAGAAAAUCAAGCUGGCACUAAAUCUCCUGGUCAAACUGAAAAAACAUAUUCAGAAUCCAAGUGCUUCAGAAUUAGUCCAUUUCCUGUUUGGACCACUGGAACUGAUUGUUAACAGUAGUGGAGGCCCUGAAUUUGCAAGGUCUAUCAUCAGUCCACUUCUUUCAAAGGAUACUACAGAUUUUCUGAAAGGGCAUCUAACACCAAAGGAAAUGGUAUUGUGGGAAUCCUUAGGAGAGACUUGGACAAGGUCAAGAGCCGAAUGGCCAAGAGAUGCCAACAUCCCAAGAUAUGUUCCAAAGUUUCACAACGGAUGGGAGCCACCCCUGGAAAUCUUUCGUGGGGCUCCAUGGGAAAUCGAUAUUGGCCAUUUGCAAGAAGAGAAGCUGUCAUCAUCCAAUGGGUGUCCCAAUCGCCACUUGAAGCCAGUCCAGACUUCGGACCAAAAGCAAGGGAUGGAUGCCUUUGCUCAGCAUGUUACUCAACAUGUAAAUAGGAAUUUUGAGGCACAGGGUAUGGCUCCGUCAAAGAGAUAUGCCAAAAUUCUUUAUGAUUUCACUGCUCGAAAUGCAACUGAACUGUCAGUGCUGAAAGACGAAAUUCUGGAGGUGUUGGAAGAUAACAAACAAUGGUGGAAGCUGAAAAACCGAAGUGGACAGGCUGGUUAUGUUCCAUAUAAUAUUUUAGAUCUGGUGACUUCGGAGGAUUUUGCCGCAAUGGAGCAGAGUAAUCAGAAAUACCGAGACUUGAGUCCACGAGCAUCUGGAUCUUCCAGUCCUUCCCAUAAAUUACCUCCUAGCUAUGCUGGCGACAAAUGGGGAAGUGAAAUGGCAGCCCACAGUUCUUCAGAAGCCAAAGGACAAUUGAUCCAUCACAUGGACGAGGUCAAUGAUGAAUUGCUGAAAAAGAUCACAAAUAUCAAAAUCCAGCAACCUCAAAGGAAUUUUAGAGUAGAGAAGACCCAGCAGGUUCAUGUGCCCUUAACCUUUGAAUCCAAUGCUGGGGAAGUCAGAGUUUGGCUGGAAGCAAAUUCAUUCAGCAAAGGAACCGUGGACCAUCUUGGCAUACUGACAGGAGCACAGCUUUUCUCCUUGAACAAAGAAGAAUUGAAAAAAGUAUGCGGAGAAGAAGGCGCCCGGGUAUUUAGCAAAAUCACAGUGCAAAGGUCUAUUCUAGAGAAAAAUAGAGAGAAAUCAGAACUUGAGGAAAUCAUGCAGCGACGCCAAGAGAGGAUUGAUUCUUCUAUUUAAGUUAUUUUGGUUUAUUUCAACUUGUAGUCACAUAUAUUUACUUGCAGAAAAAAGGGAAAAGAGGAAAAAUAUAAAGGAGUACCUCUUCAAGUGAGACUGUUGGGACUAUCAAUGUACAUUGUCAUUCAGACCAACUGUUCCUUCAGCAGUUGACAAAGAGAACACUAAACUCCCUUAUUAAUUUGACAAUGCAUUGGGAAAGAAGCUGUAGUAUUGAAUGAAGUAUUAUAUUUUUAUAUUGCUAUAUAUUUUAUACAUGAUGUUACGUCUAUGAUUUCAGAGCAUGAGGAUGACCAGAUUUCUGCUCUAAGCAAAGGUUGAAUUGAAGCAAAACAACCCAAUCAAUCUACCCAGUACGUUUUCUCUGUGGCCCAUCAAUGCAUCCAGAACCAGCUGAAAAUACCCUUUGUUAUUAGUCAGCAAAUCCAUGUGCUUUGAAGCCUGCAUGCUUCCAAAUCUUCUGCUAAUUUGGUACAAAACUCAGUGCAACCUGUAUCUAGCAUGCAAUGGGGAAUCUUCUGCAUCACCUUUGUUACAUACAAAAGCUUAACAUUAGCAGGCAAGAUCUUUAAGUUGGCCUACUUUUUUUCCUAGAAUUAUUCCCCCCCCCCCAGGCUGCUUAAAAAAAAAUUGCACACAAUCAAAAAGGGUCUUGGGGAAAAUACUUUGCACUGUAGUAAGUUGGGUUCACCCAAUAGCAGUUUAAUGAUUCACUGCUUCAUUCAUAUUGAAAGUGAUAGCAUUCUUUGCUUGCAAGAACGCAUCUCUCCUUUCUUUGCAUAUGUUUUUCUAUAGGCUUUGCACACACAUACACACACACAUACACACACCCAAGACUUGAAUCAACUUGAAUGCUUUGCACUUGCCCAGGCUUGACCCCACAUACCUCUCUUCUGAUCCUGAAGUGAACAUGUGAGGCAUCCCUGAUAAUUUCAACAGCAAAUCUAAAUAGUCACAGUAUUCAAAUUGUCUUAUGAAAAGGAAUGUCAAGGCAUAUAAAAGAGUGCAUAAUUGAAUUGGCCUAUAGCCACGUAUAUAAAAACUUCUAUUUCUUAUUUAUUAGUAUAAGGAGAUAUCUGGAGUUCUACAGUCCAAGUCUGUACAUAUAUAUUCAUGUGUUUAGAACCAGAGCCUCAUGGGAAGAGUCCUCAGACUGCAGCAAGAUGGAAAAGAAAACAGCAUUUCAUUUGGUUUUUCCCCCCAGACCUUUUCUUUUUCUUUUCCCGUUUUCUUUUGUGCCUAUUCUCUUUUAAACCAACGGGAGGAAGUUGUUCUCCACCAUCUGCAAAAUUGGUGUAGAUUAAGAUUUAAGUUUAGGGCAGUGAUGGCAAACCUUUUUGGCACCGGUCCGCAUGCUCAUGCAGGAAAAUGGAAGACCAGCUCUUCUAGUUUCUGGCACUGCCGCAUGCAAAAAGGCCAGCUGAUCAUCAUGCGUGCAUGCGCGCCAGAAACCCAGAAGAGGAACAGGCGACGCGCGUGCCAGGCGACAUGCCACUUUGGGCACGCAUGCCAUAGGUUUGCCAUCAUGGGUUUAGAGCAUGUCAGGCGCCCCCAAAAGGCUACCUAUAUGUUUUCAGGAUAUUCCCUGCUUCCAUUUCCCCCAACAUUGGACUUCAGGUGUUAACAAGCAAUUUUUUAACAUUUUUACAGAGGUUGGCAAAGAAUAUUCAAGGUAGAUCUCUUCACUCCAGAGGGAAAUUGAAGAAGUCUCCCUCUUCCAACGGAGUAAUCCAAAGAAAUACAAUCUAGAAAUCAAUGUGCAUUUCUUUCAGAGGUGAAAUCUACUUACUGAUUCCGUACUAGUUUGGAAGUGUGUGCUCUGCGCAUGCAUCACAUCAAAAACAGGUUACUUCCUGGUUAAAACCAGGAAGUAACGAUACCUGGGCAGGUAGGUAGAACCUUGCGCUGCCGCCGCUACCAGUUCUCCGAACCAUGUGCCGCUACCGAUUUAGCCGAUCCGAACCAGUAGCAUUUCACCCCUGGUUUCUUUGUUUUAAUCCAUUAUCACUAAACUGUAUUCAGACCAAGCUUUAGAACAAAGGGCUGUAACUAUUCUCAGUACCAUAUGGCAAAAAUCUUGCCAAACAAAUACAUUCACUUUUGUUGUUUGGCAUGGCUUUAGGAUGUUUUUCUUACCUAUCCUUUUUAUCCUAGGGAUAGGACAACAUUAGCUCUUUGUUUGGGCACUCUUGACUCAUCAGAAGCUUCAGUAUCACCCAAUUAAUAAUGAUUAAUCAAAAUACAAGGAAGAACCCAACAUAUAAUUCCAAUCUGAUGGGAUUCUCAACAUUCCAAAUGCAUUCAAAUUAUGCAAUCUGCUUUAAUCAGGGGAAGGAUUCCCAAUGUAUGGUUCAUGAAACAGUUUAUUUUGAUUCCAGGAAAUCCUCUAAUGAAUAUAAACUUUCAUAAAAACUAAGUUUAUGAGCCAUAUAGAGAGGAAGAAAGUGAAAUAUGAAAUUAGAACAUGGCACCUUAUGCACUCAAAAGACCAUCAAUUACUCUUAUAAUUAUUAAAAUCCAGAAAUGUUGGUGAAAACUUAUAUUUGGUGGCUAAGUUUUUAGUAGGUUCAUCAUACUAAGGUACAGGUGCCACUAUGUCUCCUAUCUUUUGUAAAGUGAAGCUUCGCUUUGCUUAAUUAGGCAUAAGCCAAAAUCCACAACCAGUCAUGAUUCUCAGAUGCUUUUCUUUUUCUGCCUAAAUUAUGUAAUUGGCUGCUUACAUUGCUAGUGGGAAGCUAUUUACCCAAAAUCAAAGUAUGCAAUUGAAGUAGGACUGUAGACUUAUGAAAAUUGCUGUAGUCAAUGUUGGUGAACACAAACUCUGUUCAAACUGCAAAUCAGUAUAUAAGAUUUUAGCUGCUAAAACUUCAUUUACAUAUAUUUUGAAUCUGAAAAUAUAUAAAUCUUGAAGAAAUUGUUAAACAUGGAAUGUGUCUGGAAUAUAUCAUUCCAAAAAAUGUGUAUUAUUCUGCAUGUCUGGAGAAAUUUGUGAAACCAAGCCUUUAAAGAAGGCUUAAUGUUCCUCUAUCUACUAUUAUUUGUACAUUAGCCGGAAUGGUUUAUCUGUACAUAACUAUGUAGACAAAGUUCUUGACAAAGGCGAAACAAAAAGCUUUUGUGGAGAUAUUGCUAAAUACAAAUAUGCUCACGUUAAGUAUUUUCAAGGUAGCGCGCAGAGAUAAUUUAAAUCAUACUUUAAAAUCAGAAAAAUAUAUAUUAUAUAUAUGUGAAGUUGACAAAUAUAUAAGUAGUAGCUGAUGCACUUAUAGACCAAAUAUAGAGCAGGCAAAAUUAACUCUCUGCUUAUCAUAUGGAAUAUUAAUAAUACGGUAAAGCCAAACAAAGUAAUAUAGAUAUUGAGAACUCCUAAUAUGAAGAUUAAACAAUAAAUAUAAGAAAUAAAUGGCUAUGUUCUCACUUUUAAAUGUACAUUAAUAGCUGUAUAUUUUAAUUCACUAAAGAUACAUGAUUAACACAAUUAAGGAACAAUUCCAGGAAGAAAUAAAAGUAACAAAACUACUUUUUCCCCACCUAUGUAUAUGAUAGGAGGACUGAAGUGACGUCCCAUCUUUCAUUUGACUUUUUACAACUCUGUAAACUUCUCUUCUCAUAAUUGAAGUGAAAUACAUUUCUCUGGCUCUUAUUUUCCAAUGACAUGUCAGAACAGAAGAGGUUUGGAUCAUCUAAAUCCACAGCCUGUCUUGGCAUGUUUGACUUUUCUCUAUCUGAAGGUAUUAGAGUAUAAAUAAUUCCAUCAGUGACUUUUCUGCAGUAACCAAUAGGAAGCUUGGAAGACUGAAUUCCCUCCUACUUGGAGCAAUCACUUUCCUCUCUGCCAUUGGAGGAGGACCGCCAAACACUCUAUGGCAGAUGUAGUUGCAAGACUCUCCUAUAUCACAUUAAUGGACAAGCACAAUCCUCAUUGCAUCACAAGCCCCAGAAAACUGCUGUAGAGAGACUAGUCUCUGUCUUGAUUUAUUUGGAAGUAUUUGAAGCAUAUCAAAUUGAAUAUAUAUAUACUUAUGUCUGAAGAUAUGCCUAACCAAAGAUGCUUUCAUUAGUGUUGCUGAAUUGUCUGUAUGUACUAUAAACGAAAUGACAAGUUGGUUGAAAAUUAAUAUUAAUUUUAAAAUGUAUCCUUAUGUAAAAUAUGAAUGGAAAUUUUAAUUCUUUGCUUAACUGUAUCUAUGCUUCAUUUGUCGCACAAUUUGCAUGAUUUCAACCAAAAAUGGGAAAUUUUAGAUUUUUAAUAUGUGUCCUCUCUUGCAUAUUAAAACUAUCUACCAGCACUGUUCAAA
Messenger RNA from Pantherophis guttatus, 6924 nucleotides. It is a transcript of the gene EPS8L2, whose product is annotated as EPS8 signaling adaptor L2. The record is from RefSeq and is a predicted model, not a curated record. Gene Ontology annotation, cellular component: vesicle; ruffle membrane; plasma membrane. NCBI's taxonomy places the organism in Eukaryota, Metazoa, Chordata, Lepidosauria, Squamata, Colubridae. Gene Ontology annotation, biological process: regulation of Rho protein signal transduction; Rho protein signal transduction; positive regulation of ruffle assembly. Gene Ontology annotation, molecular function: actin binding.